UCAAUUUGCUCGACUAUUGAACUGCCAUUUCGCAAUUCUCGUGCUUUGCGACACGCGACUUCUAAUACGCCAUGCAGUUAAUUAUAGUGUGACGACACCGGCCUAAACAAUGCACUCGAAUCUGUGGAUAUUUAUUUGGCGCCGCAAACUCUCCUUCCUGCUAGUAGUGUCUGGCCUCGUGCUGCUGGGUCUCUGGACAUGGGCCAUACUCAUCGAUACGACCACCACGCCACCACUGCCGGUUCCCUCAGCGAAUGCUGAGGCAAGAGAGCGCCAACAGCAGCAGCAGAACCCGGGAUACCAGCAGGUCCAUAUUAUCCAGAAGCUAAUUGCCCAGGCCAACCGUGUGCUCCGCGCCGAUCGACUCAAGGACAACGCCGCCGGAGAGAAGGCGCCAACUGUCCAGCGUUUGGGCAACGUGCGAUUCCUGCGUCCCACCCAGGCCAAGAAGGCCCCACUGCCGCUGUCCGAGAGCUAUCUGUUCGAGCAGGAGCGCCUGAAGAUACUCGAACAGCAGCAGCGUCAGCGCAACGCCGGAAUGGAGGAGCUGAAUGCCAAUGCGGAGGAUGAGCGUAUGCUCAGCUCUGCCGAGCGCCAGACCCAGUACGAGCACGAUCUCCAGCGGAUGGGCGUUCCCGUGGUGGCUGGUAUCGGACCAGACGGGCCACGUUCCCCUAACGAGCGUCUCGUCCACUUGGAUCUGAAGGGGGCUCCGCCCAAGCUGAGUUUCCUCAAGCAACUGCUGCCGAUGCUCAGGGCUCUGGGUGCCACGGGGCUACUGAUCGAAUACGAGGAUAUGUUUCCCUUUACUGGAGCCCUCCAGCCGCUGGCCGCCCACAAUGCCUACAAAGAAGAUGAAUUGAGGGACUUUCUGGAGUGCGCCGCCUUGCAUGGUUUGAGUGUGAUGCCUCUGCUUCAGACCUUCGGGCAUUUGGAGUAUGUCCUGAAACUGGAGGGAUUCGAGCAGCUGCGAGAGCUGCCCGAAAGUCCCCAAUCCAUCUGCCCCAGUCAGCCGCAGAGCAUGGCCCUGCUGGAGCAGAUGCUCACCCAGGUGAUCGAGCUGCAUUUACAGUGCAUCGGCAAGGCCACCCCCUCAGCCCCGACACUGCCCAUCAAGUUCACGCACAUCCACAUCGGAUGCGAUGAGGUGCAGCGCAUGGGGGAGUGCCAGGCCUGCCGCCAGAGACUCCGGAGCGAGCUGUUCCUGUCGCACGUGAUCAGUCUCUCGCACUUUGUGCGUCGCCAGUGGCCCCAACUGGGCGUGGUCAUCUGGGAUGAUCAGCUGCGAUCGAUGUCACUCAGCGAGCUGCAGCACUCGCAGAUCGGCAGCUAUGUGGAGCCCAUGGUGUGGGUGUAUGCCAGCGAUAUCUAUCGGUUCAUCCAGCCGCAGCUGUGGGACACCUAUGCCAAGGUCUUUCCCAGUGCUUGGGUGGCCUCGGCCUACAAGGGAGCCUUCGGCGAGAGCCUGCUGGUGCCGCCGCUGCAGCAUCAUCUGGAAAAUAAUAUACGCUGGCUGGCGGUCAUCGCCAAGGAGGGCGGACGCUUUGCCAAAGGACUGCGCGGUGUGGCUCUAACCGGCUGGCAGCGAUACGAUCACUUUGCCGUCCUGUGCGAACUGCUGCCAGUGGGAAUGCCCAGCCUGAUGGUGUCGCUGUCGACUGUUUCCAAGGGUUAUUUCAGCACUAAUCCAAGGGACAACGAUCUGCUGCGCGUGCUGCAGUGCGUCUUUCAGCCGGACAGCCGGCGCUCGGGUCGCCCCUGGCUGGAACUUCAUCCGAAUGCCCAUCAUAGCCAACUGUUUGCUGUCUGCAACUAUCCCGGCCACAUGGUCUUCAAGUAUGCCCUUCGCCUGUACGACAAACUGGCCGAAGUGGGAGUCUAUCUACAGCAGACGCGCGAGCAGAGCGCCUGGCUCUCCGACUACAAUGUGAGGCACAACUUCAGCUCCCCGUUGAGAGUUCACGAGCUGAUUGCCCGAACGCCAAUACUGAUUGAGGAGCUGCGCGCAAUGGCUCGCGAGGCACAGCAGCUGCUGUGGGAGGCGUACGAUGAGUACACGGUGGCUGAAUUCGUAGAGCAGCACAUCUAUCCUACCAUCGAGGCGCUGCAGCGCCAAUUGGCCAGCGGAGCGACGCUGCUCCAACGCCGCACCUGGCCACAACGGCCGCUGCCAUUGACCCUGAGGAUACAGGAGGAUAUGGGCUUGGUCACAGAUCGCCAGCCGCACUGAGCAAACACACCGUGAUGUUGAUAACUAAUGUAUAGUGAUGGCGUUCGAAACGCCCCAAGACCCAGCAAUGGAAAAUAAGCGAUAAUUCGAAUGUUAACAGCGCUGCAGCAGGCAUUUCUCUAUCUAUCUACAUAUAUCUAUAAUUAAUAGCAUUAAAUGUUCAUUUUUUCUAGACUACUUUAUAAGCCAAAGCUCAAUUAUACAA
Molecule: messenger RNA, 2435 nt
Organism: Drosophila persimilis
Lineage: Eukaryota; Metazoa; Arthropoda; Insecta; Diptera; Drosophilidae
Product: hexosaminidase D
Exons: 3
Coding region: 110-2230 (706 amino acids)
Molecular function (GO): hexosaminidase activity
Source: RefSeq, a predicted model, not a curated record